Eupeodes corollae is the source of this 1342-nucleotide messenger RNA. RefSeq lists its product as uncharacterized. Lineage: Eukaryota; Metazoa; Arthropoda; Insecta; Diptera; Syrphidae. The record is from RefSeq and is a predicted model, not a curated record. The coding region runs from base 563 to 1342 and encodes 259 amino acids. The transcript has 3 exons. Gene Ontology annotation, cellular component: nucleus.
UUCAACUAAUAACUUUUUUAACAAAACACGAAAACCUACAGACCUUUUUAUGAGAAAUUAAAUGGCAUUAACAGGUAUAUUUCUCGAUCCUAAAAUAUAGUAAAUAUUUUUAAAUAGACUAGGCAUAGGAUUUUUUUCAAUUUAAAUUAAUACUCCUAAAAUUGCCACUACCUGCUACAUGAAGUUAAAUAAAAAACCAUUUCGAUAGUCAAAAGUGCACGCUUUUUACCAAUUCUUGGCGGCCAAGCUAUCGUGCUCUCCCAUUCUGUUUACAUCCUUUGAAACUUAAAGCUUAAGGGCCGUAUUAUCACUCGCGAGUCGCCUAUUCAAAUAAGCGAAUGUGACUUUUUCGCAUUACUGUUUGCGAUUCGCCAAGUUGACGUUCGCCUUAAACUUCAAAAAUUUGGCGAAUUGAAAUGUCGUUCUAUUACAAUUGGCGAAUGCUCGCCUUUAUCUGUCAAAAUCGGUCGAACUGUAAUUCUUGGUGACUUUGAAAAAAACACAGUUUUUUUUGAAUUCGAAAUACAUAGUUGUCUAGAUUUUUUGUUGCGACAUAAAAAAAAUGAGUGAAAAUCGACAAAGCAUUAAAAGAACCAACAACGCCCAGUUCUCAAAGUUGGUGGAGGUAAUGGAGGCAAACCCCGACAUUGCCAAGGGUGUCGGGACGUUUGGAUCAUCCAAAAAAAACCAAGCCCAAUAUUGGGAUUCGUUUGCCCUUGAGCUAAACGCAUUGGGACUUCCUAUACGAGAGGGUAAAGAGUGGCAUAAGGUUUGGCUGGACUAUAAGUUGAAAUUGAAGAAGAAAAUCGCGACAAAUAAAAAUGAUGUAGUCGCAACAGGUGGAGGACCUUUUCGGCAGUUGACUUUGUCCCCUUUGGAACAGGCAGUUGACAAUUUGCUAAGUUUGCAGCAAGCUGUAAAUCCAAUGGGUAAUACAUUUGGAACAAAUUCAACUGCAACAGUGGAACAACCCGACUCAAAUAAUGCAGACGUUGAAGUUGAAGAUGCUCCCAUGGCAAUGACAUCAGCCCAGUCAACAAAAAUCAACGAAUGUCGUAGAAGCAGGGGAAAGUUUGUGGAUGAACGAGUCAAACUCCUCCAAAAACAAACGGAGACUCAAGAAAAACUUCUUGUUGCGUCGGAUUCAAUUCAAAAAUCUCUUUCCGAAAUGGCAAGAUAUUCAAGAAAGAAUUAUGAAGUAAACAAGGAACAUGUUGAGGUACUGAAAGCAAAGGAAAAACGGAAGGAGAGAGAAAAUUUGCAGAAGGCGCAACAACAUAAAGAUCUUCUGGAUUUGAAAAUAAAAAAACUGGAAUGUAAAUUACAAUACCACCCAAAAUAG